Miniopterus natalensis is the source of this 1587-nucleotide messenger RNA. It is a transcript of the gene OSER1, whose product is annotated as oxidative stress responsive serine rich 1. The record is from RefSeq and is a predicted model, not a curated record. Gene Ontology annotation, biological process: cellular response to hydrogen peroxide. Lineage: Eukaryota; Metazoa; Chordata; Mammalia; Chiroptera; Miniopteridae.
AGGCGCGGGCUGCCCCCUCCGCGGGUUUGGAUCCGGGUCAGUCAGGCUCCGCGAUCCGGGACCGACGACCUGAACCGACGGCACUGGGUAACUGGAGAGUCCCUGUAGCGAGGAGUAUUAGCGGGAACAUCAUAGUAGUGUGAAAAGUUUCACAAUGAAAUCCGAAGCCAAGGAUGGAGAGGAGGAGAGCCUACAAACUGCUUUCAAGAAAUUAAGAGUGGAUGCAUCAGGGUCCAUAGCGUCUCUGUCUGUUGGAGAAGGCCCGAGUGUCAGAGCAUCAGUCAGAACAGCAGCAGAUGAUACCAAACCUAAAACCACAUGUGCAUCUAAAGAUAGUUGGCAUGGUUCUACAAGGAAGUCUUCACGAGGAGCAAUGAGAACCCAGCGUCGUCGACGUUCUAAGUCUCCUGUCCUUCAUCCCCCAAAGUUUAUACAUUGCAGUACAAUAGCGUCUUCUUCCAGCAGCCAGCUCAAGCACAAAGUCCAGACUGACUCCCCUGACGGCAGCAGUGGGCUGGGAAUUUCAACCCCUAAAGACUUCAAUGCAGGAGAAUGCUCUACUUCUCUCGAUACUAAUCACACAGGGGCAGUUCUUGAGCCUUUGAGAACUUCGGUUCCAAGGCUGCCGUCAGAGAGUAAGAAGGAAGACUCUUCUGAUGCUACUCAAGUCUCCCAAGCAAGUCUCAAAGCCAAUGAUCUCUCUGACUUUCAAUCUGUUUCCAAGCUAAACCAGGGCCAGCCAUGUGCAUGCCUGGGCAAGGAGUGCCAGUGUAAGAGGUGGCAUGAUAUGGAGGUGUAUUCCUUUUCAGGCCUGCAGAAUGUUCCUCCCUUGGCCCCAGAACGAAGAUCCACUCUUGAGGACUACUCUCAGUCGCUUCACACCAGAACUCUGUCUGGCUCCCCCCGCUCCUGUUCUGAGCAAGCUCGAGUCUAUGUGGAUGACGUGACCAUUGAGGACCUGUCAGGCUACAUGGAAUAUUACUUGUAUAUUCCCAAGAAAAUGUCCCACAUGGCAGAAAUGAUGUACACCUGAUAGCAAGAAGCCAACUAACAUGCUUUAAACCAAUGAAGGGUUGUCAGAGAGAUGUAGUUAAUGGCAGACCUGGCAACCACUUUGUGUGAGAAGACAUCUGCUCACUGUGCUUGCAAUAAAAACUUUACUUGGCAUCUGUUCAUCUUCAUUCUUUAAACUUGUUCUCUGAGUUCUUACACACCUACCAAGGCAAGCUGAUUAAAGAAAAAGCCCUUUCACUUAGCAAUGCUCCUGGGGGAUGAAGAAACCACAAUUACUUGACUGGUAGCAGUGGGUACAUGUUUUAAAAGCCUUUGUAAAACGGUGCAUUUUUCAAAUCUGUUAAAGAUUUGGCGGGCAAGGGAAAUGCAAUGUGGUUUUGUAAUUGGACUGAACAUUUGUCAUGCUGUAGUUGCCGGCCCAGAAUAUUAGAACUUCUAUGACUGAUUUAAGCCAUCUCUGAUUUAACACAAAAUUUAUUGUCUUUACAGGUUUCUUACGUUAUUGUUAAGCCAGAGAUCUAAGGUUUAGAUUCAGUAUGAAUAAACUAGCUGGCUGCCCUGUGUUGUUUGAGA